This is a messenger RNA of Thalassophryne amazonica, 1237 nucleotides long. RefSeq names its product superoxide dismutase 2, mitochondrial (gene sod2). NCBI's taxonomy places the organism in Eukaryota, Metazoa, Chordata, Actinopteri, Batrachoidiformes, Batrachoididae. The transcript is spliced from 5 exons. Gene Ontology annotation, biological process: superoxide metabolic process. Gene Ontology annotation, cellular component: mitochondrion. The coding region runs from base 131 to 808 and encodes 225 amino acids. The record is from RefSeq and is a predicted model, not a curated record. Gene Ontology annotation, molecular function: superoxide dismutase activity; metal ion binding.
UGCCGGUUUCAGCACACGAAGAAGAACAAGUCGGUUAGCUGAGCAGCUGGAGCAUUGCAUGGUUUCUUCUUUCUUAGAACUUUAAAGGUUUCUAAACCCCUCGGAACACUUCUCACGACUUACUGCCAAUAUGCUUUGCAGAGCUGCUCAAAUGCGCAGGUGUGCUGCCAGCCUGCUUCGAACCUGUAACCAGGAGGGUGCAUGGAGGCAGAAGCACACACUUCCUGACCUGCUCUAUGAUUAUGGAGCUCUGGAGCCCCACAUCAGUGCAGAGAUCAUGCAACUGCAUUACAGCAAGCAUCACGCCACAUAUGUCAACAACCUCAAUGUCACAGAAGAGAAAUAUCAGGAGGCGCUGGCAAAGGGGGAUGUGACGGCACAGAUCGCGCUUCAGCCUGCUUUGAAGUUUAAUGGAGGUGGCCACAUUAAUCACACCAUCUUCUGGACAAACCUUUCGCCAAAUGGUGGCGGGGAACCACAGAAGGAGUUAAUGGAAGCCAUCAAAAAGGACUUUGGGUCCUUUCAGAAGAUGAAGGAGAAGUUGUCUGCUGCAGCAGUGGCAGUGCAGGGCUCAGGCUGGAGCUGGUUGGGUUACGAUAAGGAGAGCGGCAGGCUUCGCAUUGCAGCUUGUGCGAACCAGGAUCCCCUACAGGGCACCACAGGUCUGAUCCCUCUCCUUGGUAUCGAUGUAUGGGAGCAUGCAUACUACCUUCAGUACAAAAAUGUGCGGCCGGAUUAUGUUAAAGCCAUCUGGAACGUCAUCAACUGGGAAAAUGUGAGUGAGCGUCUCCAGAUCGCCAAAAAGUAAAACCCUCUCUGCUGUAGGCCUGGGUUAAAUGGUUGUUGCAAAUAGUUCUUUAAUUAUGCACGCCAAGCAAAAAAGUGGGUGAAUAUAUUGUUUCAGGUCAGUCUGGUUACAUCUAAGUUGUUUAAAUGCUGACAUCAACACAGUUGGUGCAUGUUCUGUUUCCUUGUGGCAGAUACUUACAUGUUAAAAUGCUAUUAUUUCCAAAUACCUUUUAACCCAGGUCUGUUUCAACUACUCGUCUUCUGAAAGCGCACAAAGAUUGUGAUUCUGCCGUGAAGGCGGGCUUUUGUUAUUAUUGUUAUUAUUCAUGCUUGUCUAAUUUGUAAUCCAGUCUGAGAACACCAGAGUGCUUAUUCGGUGAGCACAAUCAAGUGUUAUUUUCACUUGUAAUUAUGAUGUACAAUAAUAAAGAGAGACAUUCAGUUGUAC